Aureobasidium melanogenum CBS 110374 is the source of this 2184-nucleotide messenger RNA. RefSeq lists its product as uncharacterized. Bases 1 to 2184 code for a protein of 727 amino acids. Gene Ontology annotation, cellular component: peroxisomal membrane. The record is from RefSeq and is a predicted model, not a curated record. Gene Ontology annotation, molecular function: ABC-type transporter activity; ATP binding; long-chain fatty acid transmembrane transporter activity. The transcript has a single exon. Lineage: Eukaryota; Fungi; Ascomycota; Dothideomycetes; Dothideales; Saccotheciaceae. Gene Ontology annotation, biological process: very long-chain fatty acid catabolic process; fatty acid beta-oxidation; long-chain fatty acid import into peroxisome.
AUGGCGGUACAAUCGAAGCUGUCACUGCCUGGCGGCCUCGUGUCGGAAGGAGCGCUGAAGAAGGCCGUGUCCGAUCUCACAACUCUAUACCUCAAACACCGCACACGCAUCUCACGCGCCAUCUACAUCGGCCUCUUUGUCACCUUACUGAAUCGUAUCCGCAACGCCAUCAACGAGCAGAAAGCCGCAGAGCAACAACGGCGAACGGCCGCUCGCAAUGGAGAAAGAGAAGGAAGCACAUCCACUGGCAGGAAGAAGGUCGAGCUCAACAGAGAGUUCUUUCGUAACCUGAUCCGCUUGUUGAGGAUCUGUAUACCAGGCUGGAAGAGCAAGGAGUUGCGUCUUCUUGUCAGUCAUAGCGUUUUCCUCGUUUUGCGAACAUUGAUCUCGCUCUAUGUCGCUGAACUGGACGGAAGAUUGGUCUCUGCUCUUGUUCGGGGCAAGGGCAAAGAAUUCAUUGGUGGUUUGCUGUGGUGGAUGGUUGUCGCCAUUCCAGCUACCUUCACAAAUUCCAUGCUCAGCUACCAUCAGUGCAAGCUCGCACUGCAGUACCGCACGCGCCUUACUCAACACAUCCACAACAAGUAUCUGUCCAACAUGACCUUUUACACCCUCUCCGCCCUCGACGACCGCAUCAAGAACGCCGACCAACUUGUCACAGUCGAUGUCAGCAAAUUCUCAAACUCGCUUGCCGAGUUGUAUGGCAAUCUAGCAAAACCAAUCCUGGACAUGGUCAUCUACAACUACUCGCUCUCGCGCAGUGUAGGUGGUGAAGGCCUCUUUGCCAUGGGCUUGUUCGUCCAGCUUUCUGCUUCCGUGAUGCGAGCUCUGACACCACCAUUUGGCAAAUAUGUUGCCGAUGAAGCACGCUUGGAAGGAGAAUUCCGCUUUCAACACUCUCGUGUGAUUGAUUAUAGUGAAGAGAUUGCACUAUACCAUGGCCACGAAGCAGAAAAAGACGCUUUGGACAAAAAUUACUUUACACUCAUCAAACACGUCAAUCGCAUCUUGAGACGAAGAUUCUAUCACGGCAUCAUGGAAGACUUUGUCAUCAAAUACUUCUGGGGCGCUUUGGGGUUGAUGCUCUGUUCCAUUCCUGUCUUCUUCAAACUUCCCAUCGCAAAGAACGCAGGAACAACAGCCAAAAACUCGACAGAAGCUUUUGUAACCAAUAGACGUUUGUUACUCAGUUCAUCUGAUGCUUUUGGAAGACUAAUGUUCUCCUACAAGGAGAUUUCCCAACUUGCGGGAUAUACGUCUAGGGUUUCGACGUUGUUGGAUGUUAUCAAGGAUAUCCAAGCAGGACAUUUCGAGAAGCAACUCGUGAGUUCCGCCUCGGUGGAUGCUAAUGCAGCUGUUCUCGCAGGCAGAGGCACUAUAACCGAAGGCACUGAUAUCAUGUUCAAAGACGUACCUAUCGUGUCUCCCAACGGCGAUAUCUUGGUCUCGGCAUUAUCUUUCCACAUACGCCCACAGGAUCAUCUGCUCAUCAUUGGCCCCAACGGCUGUGGCAAGUCCUCGUUGUUCCGUAUACUAGGCGGAUUAUGGCCCGUGUACGGCGGCGAAGUCAGAAAACCUCCCGCAGAAGAUAUUUUCUACAUUCCACAACGACCAUAUCUCUUAGCGCACGGAAGCCUUCGCGCUCAAAUCAUCUACCCCGAUACCAUUGCAGAAAUGCACGAGAGAGGAGUUAUAGAUGCAGAUCUGCUCGAAAUCAUCGCGUCUCUAGAUCUGGACAAUUUGCUUUCUUUGCCUACCAAAGAUACUUCUCCCACUAGUGGUAAUGAGGGAUCAACGCAAACAGGCCUAGACACCACUGCACCCUGGCCCGACCUCCUCUCCACAGGAACACAACAACGCCUCGCCGCCGCAAGACUCUUCUACCACUCCCCGUGUUACGCUAUCCUCGACGAAUGCACAUCUUCCUUGACUCCUUCCAUCGAAGCUCUAAUCUACACCCAAGCCAAAGCCCGCAACAUCACUUUAUUGACCGUCUCCCAUCGCAAAAGCCUGUGGCAGUAUCAUACGCGUAUACUACAGUUUGAUGGCAAAGGAGGAGUGGUGUUUGGACGACUGGAUGCGGAAAAAAGGUUAAGACUUGAGGAUGAGAGGGAAGAGUUGGAGGAAAAGUUGAGGGGCGUUGAGGGCGUAGAAAGGAGGAUUGCGGAACUGGAGGCUGUGUGA